GGGGUGAACCUUGGGUAUACGAGUAUAGUGCCUGUUUAUCUGUCUGUGGCACCGCUAAUCGCACUCACUCACCGUGUACGGCUUCAUUCACGCAACACGUUGCUCACACCCACUGCCAUGGAUCCACGAUCGUUCCUCCUGUUGGUGCUGGCCAUUGUUCCUGCCUCCUCCACGCAGACCUGUACCAACCAAAACGCGUGUCUAGUAAGCUGCGAGGGCUGCACUGGCAUCACCAUGGUCCAUGACCCCAUCAACUGCCACCGCUUCUACUACUGUAAAGAUGAUCAGCUGCUUACGGACAGUCCCUUCGAAUGUCCGAAUGGACAAGAGUUUAACCCACAGACUCAUAUGUGCCAGCCUGACUUGGACGGAGAGGGAUGCAGGCCCCUCUGCGCCUCUGAGCCAGGAGAGUGCCAUUACACUUGCCAGCCAGGUGAUACACUGAUUGCUUCAGUCUAUGACUGUGGAACAUACUAUAUAUGUGACGCUGAGGGUAACUUCGGCCUUCCAAAGACCUGUCCCCCUGAGAAACCAUUUUUUGACGGAAAAAAGUGUCAGACAGAUGAGAUUCUUUGUUGUCACUGCCACGGCUACUGUUUCCCCGGCGAUGAAGGCAGACUGGUGGCGGAUCCUACGGACUGCCGCAGAUACUACGUGUGUCUCAACGAGGGAGUGCCGGUUUAUUCUGGGACCUGCGACAAAGGAGAACACUUCGAUGCCAUUUCACGACAGUGUUCGACCGAAGCGCCCUGCCGCACGAUGUGUCGCAAUGUGAUCGGUGCCAAUGGCUGCAUUGAAAACUUUACCUGCCUGGAAAAAGGACGAUUCGCCAAGUGCCCAAGCGUAUGUUUCCCUGAGUACUAUGACUGCUUGGAGUUUGGCGACACCUACGCUCCAGCAGUAGCUUGCCCCUACAACAAUUAUUUGUUUGAUCCCGAAAAACUCAGUUGUGUUAAUGAGGAUUAUUGCAACAAAAACUAAGAAUGUGGCCUUUCACUGCCACAUCCACAUGGUGUCUCCACCUUUGGUGUGCCCUCAAUACACACCUCUGACUCCUGACCUCCGGUCGUUUCCUCCUAAGCACACUAAUAAUCUCUUCCUUUAAUCAAUAUUUAUUUAAUACAACAUUCAUGGAGAUACAGUUUCCAGUUGAAAUAUAAUCUUUAUAAAUAUAAUUUUUAUUAGAAAAGUUUGCAGAAGAAAAAUCCAGCACAUUUUCAAUAUUCCCCAAUGUCACAUGUAGUGUGGUGCUGUAUGGGUGUCCAGAGGGGCCUGGGAGGAUGCCUAGCAUGUGAAGACAUAACAAAUAUAUCUUAUGAUAUACUUGUAAACAGGAUGGAUUUGUGCUAUUUUAACUUUUAUCAAAAUGAACGUUGGGAAUUCCUGUGUGUUACUCGUAAAAAUGUACAUUUGAUAUUAAGGUUUGGUAGGAGAAAGAAAAAAAAUGUUUAAAUGCUAGAAGGGAUGAUUAUUAAUUUUUGUGAAUAACACCAUAUGAAUUCGUAUAAGAAUAUUUGGGAAAUGACGGUUGUGAUCGGAUGUAAAAUGUGAACAAAUGUAUUUUUAAUUAAUGCAAUUAUAGCUGACGAGACUCAAAUGUUUGUAUUUUAAAUCUAAGAUAUGCUCAAUGUAUGACCUCUGCAAUUGCAUAAUUUCUCUCUCUCUCUCUCUCUCUCUCUCUCUCUCUCUCUCUCUCUCUCUGACCACAUUACUGUUUUCCUGAGUACUGUGGUUGCUCAUAGAUUUGUGACUCUUACGACACAGCGAGAAUUUGCCUUUGUGAUGUUUUGUUUUUAUUAUGAAAGACGUUUUUGUUUCAGAAUAUGUCCGUUAUUUUUCAACACAAUUUCAGUUCCCUGUUCUCCGCUCCUUGCCUCUCCCUUAUUACGUCAGUUUGGGCAUGUGAUCUUUCAUCACCCAUUUAGCUUUCCAGUGCCACCACAUAGCUGUAUUUGCAUUCGUGAUCGAACAAGUGUGGAGAAGCUUGAACGCCGCCGGCCACCUCUAGCAGAAAACAUCUGUGUAGUGCCCCUAUAUAUUGUUGAGCUUGUAGUAAUGAUAGGAACACACACAUAAAAUACAUGAUAAAAAUAAGAAAAAAAUAAAUAAAAUAAAAAAUGA
This is a messenger RNA of Scylla paramamosain (green mud crab), 2121 nucleotides long. RefSeq lists its product as uncharacterized. Gene Ontology annotation, cellular component: extracellular region. The transcript has 2 exons. NCBI's taxonomy places the organism in Eukaryota, Metazoa, Arthropoda, Malacostraca, Decapoda, Portunidae. The coding region runs from base 118 to 981 and encodes 287 amino acids. The record is from RefSeq and is a predicted model, not a curated record. Gene Ontology annotation, molecular function: chitin binding.